CAGAACUUGAAAGAAUAGAGGAAGGAAAAGAAAAAUGAGUAGGGAGCCAUGGGCUGUUGUGGUGAGGGGUGAGAUGUAGUUACAGUAUAGAAAGAUCUCUCUAGGACCAGGCUGGGCAGACGAUAAACGGGAUGAGGAUGAAGUGCAUGGUGUCCCAUGAAGAUGGCCAGUGUCCAGAACAUGAACCCUCACUCACUCAAGGCUUUGCCUGCCAGGAGGUGGCUAGACCUGCUUAUUGAGCACAGUGAGGGGAGGUGUACCGAGGCUAGCCUGGUCUCUGCGGAGCUGGAGUCUGGUGAUCCGGCUAGGGGAAAGAAGGAUUCUCUUUCCUUAGACCCUUCCAGAGCGUCCUGUGCUCUCUUUCCCCAGUGGGACUACAAUCCCACCUGCCACUCUGCUUGGUCCCCUUCCCAGAUUUUCAGACCUCCGGGGGUUGGGGGCAAAGGUUUCUGACCGGAGGGGAACAAAGGCUUUGGGCCUCGCGCGCGCGGUCAGCAAAACCCGCCCCUUCCCGCCCCCGACUCCACCUAGGCGCCGAUUGGCUGGAUGGAAACCAUCCCUUGUAGUUAAUUGGAUGCUGGGGCCACCUGGUGAUUGGAUGACGUGACGGCUGUAAAUUGCUGAGUUAACACUAUAGAUGCUGAAGCAGAGCCUGACCCAGAACUUUCGAUCCACCUGCAGCGAGCCUUCCCAUUGCGGCCCUACAUUUCUUACAAAGCCGGUUCUCCCCAGCUCCCAAUCACCAAGGGCGCCGAGCCUAUCUAGCGCGCUGGUCGUGGGACUCAGUUUCCCUCAUCGCUGGGUAGGGGCGGGUGCGCCCUAGCCCCGAGAUGCAGUCCAGCAGGCGGCGGCCUCAGGUGGGGCAUGUAAUCUCCUAAAUGUGGGGGUCCUGGGUGUCAGUUUUCUCCUCCAGGUCACCAGCACCAUCGGGUCUCAGUUUCCCCGCAUUUCCUCUCCCGGGCGAGGGCAGGCUGGAGACCUCAGAUUCCCAUUUCUUUCUAGUAGACUGAACCGCUACUGCGCCCAGGGCUCCAAGGCUGCAACCUGGUAGUUGGUGGCCUCUGUAGCCCUUGAAGGUAGUGUCCUGGGUCUGAGUCCCUCGUCCAGAUCUCCCACAACCUCCCGCCUCAGUUUCCCCAACAGCCUCGGAGCCCUCCAGAUCCAACCGGAGCACAAACCAUGGGCUUGGUGUCUCCUCCACCCCUCAGUGGGCCAAACCUCUCCGCCCAUCCCCCCGGUGACCAAUGGGCUGCGGCAUCUCCGUGCGGGGCGGAGCCCGGUUACCCGGAGGAGGUUGUGCCGAGACAGGGCAGCCAUGGCAGCCCGUCGCUGUCUCGUUGCAGCUCCCGAGCCUCUGUCCCCUGCGGCCGUGGCCGAUGAAGCGCCGGAAGAGGAUGAGGACGACGCGGAGGCCGAGGACCCCGAGCGCGGGGCGGGCAGCGGAGCGCGCAGCGGCAGCCUCAGUGGCAUUGGAGGCAGCACGGUUGGGCCUGGGCUGACCCUGGGGGGCGCGCUUACGAGGCGCGCGGUCACGCUGCGGGUGCUGCUCAAAGACGAGCUGCUGGAGCCCGGCGAAGGGGUGCUAUCUAUCUACUACCUGGGCAGGAAGUUCAUUGGGGACCUGCAGCCGGAUGGCAGGAUCCUGUGGCAGGAAACUGGACAAGUCUUCAACUCACCCAGCGCCUGGGCGACACACUGUAAGAAGCUCGUCAACCCGGCCAAGAAGUCCGGCUGUGGCUGGGCGUCGGUCAAGUACAAGGGCCAGAAACUUGACAAGUACAAGGCUGCCUGGCUCCGCCGACACCAGCUGCAUGUGCCAGUAGCUGCUGCUGAUGAGAGUCCCACCAGUGAAGGGGAGGAGGAGGAGCUGCUACUGGAGGAGGACGAAGAAGAUGUGCUGGCGGGGGUCUCAGCAGAGGACAAAGGCCGCAGACCGCCUGGGAAGGUCUCUGAGCCAGAGGCCACAACCCUGGGCAAGCGUGUGGACAAGGUCCAGGUGCCAGUGCGUUACUGCAUGCUGGGUAGUCGUGACUCUGCCAGGAACCCCCACACUCUGGUAGAAGUCACAUCCUUUGCUGCCAUCAACAAGUUCCAGCCAUUCAACGUGGCCGUUUCCAGUAACGUGCUGUUCCUCUUGGACUUCCACUGUCACCUGACUCGGAGUGAGGUCGUGGGCUACCUUGGUGGUCGCUGGGACAUUAACAAUCAGAUGCUGACCGUGCUGAGAGCCUUCCCCUGCAGGAGUCGGCUGGGGGACACUGAUACAGCGGCCACUGUUGAAGAGGAGAUCCAUCAGGUGCUGUUCCUUCGAGGCCUGUCCCUGGUGGGUUGGUACCACAGUCACCCACACAGCCCCGCAGUGCCCUCCCUGCAGGACAUCGACGCACAGAUGGAGUACCAGCUAAGACUGCAAGGCUCCAGCAAUGGCUUCCAGCCUUGCCUGGCCCUGCUGUGCUCCCCCUACUAUUCUGGCAACCCAGGCCCUGAGUCCAAGAUCUGCCCUUUCUGGGUGAUGCCUCCCCCCGAGCAAAGGCCCAGUGAUUAUGGCAUCCCUAUGGACGUAGAGAUGGCGUAUGUCCAGGACAGCUUCCUGACCAGUGAUGUCCUUCAAGAGAUGGUGCUGCUGGCGGAGUUCUACAAGGGCGCCCCUGACCUCGUGAGGUUCCAGGAGGCCUGGAGCCCAGAGCAUACCUACCUGGACAAGCUCAAGAUGUCCUUGGCCAGCAGGACCCCAAAGGAUCAGGGCAUGUGCCAUGUGCUGGAGCAGGUCUGCAGCAUGCUCAAGCAGGGGAGCUGAGGCCAUGCAGGCCCUGCUGUCCUGGACCAGGCUGGGCAAUAAAGUACCCACACACGGACCUGUGGCUGGGGUAGGAUGGCAGGCGGACCCUUGGGCUGGAUAAUAAAGUCUAAGUACCCACA
Microtus ochrogaster (prairie vole) is the source of this 2919-nucleotide messenger RNA. RefSeq names its product MPN domain containing (gene Mpnd). The record is from RefSeq and is a predicted model, not a curated record. Lineage: Eukaryota; Metazoa; Chordata; Mammalia; Rodentia; Cricetidae. The transcript has 13 exons. The coding region runs from base 1316 to 2797 and encodes 493 amino acids. Gene Ontology annotation, molecular function: protein binding; metallopeptidase activity.